Molecule: messenger RNA, 1399 nt
Organism: Lineus longissimus
Lineage: Eukaryota; Metazoa; Nemertea; Pilidiophora; Heteronemertea; Lineidae
Product: all trans-polyprenyl-diphosphate synthase PDSS2-like
Exons: 6
Coding region: 134-1399 (421 amino acids)
Biological process (GO): ubiquinone biosynthetic process; isoprenoid biosynthetic process
Cellular component (GO): transferase complex; mitochondrion
Molecular function (GO): prenyltransferase activity
Source: RefSeq, a predicted model, not a curated record
AUGAAAUAUUUUGGCUAAAUUACACCACAAAAAUGCUAAUAAACUCUAUACUCUAUAAAAUAUAAUAAAGUUGAUGUGCCUACAUUGUUGAUUGAUAUAUGAACGAACUUUUGGGUCGGUUAAAUACAAAAGAAUGGCCCAGUUAUUGUUUAGAACAACAAAACUUUGUGUUCCAGUUCCAAUGUCAAAAUGUGUCGCCCGUUUCAUGAACAUGACCAGCUCAUCCAGGCGGGUUAUUUGUGAUAGUAAACACACUUCUAUCAGGGCAAGUUUGAAUAAAGGCAUAUCAGAUGAUGUUGUCAGGCACGCAUCACUUUUAAGUUUCUUUGCUGGUGGAACUUUAGGAGGCCGGCCAAACGACAUCACAUUUACGAAGGUCGUCUCUGAUGCAGAAAAACUUGUUGGAUACCCAACAUCAUUCAUGAGUCUCCGCUGCCUCCUCAGUGAUGAAAUGUCCAAUGUAGCAAUGUAUGUGAGAAAAUUAGUUGGGACGAAGCAUCCACUGUUGAAAACUGCAAGAGGCUUGGUUCUUGAAGGGAAGCAUGCAGUUCAAACGAGAGGAUUGAUAGUCCUCCUGAUUUCCAAGGCAGCAGGGCCUACCACAAAAACUGACCAACCAGCAAUGAAUGAUGAACUGAUCAGUGGAAUACACAACAGCCAGAGACAACUUGCUGAAAUCGUCGAGUUAAUCCACACGGCCAACUUGAUCCACCUUGGUGUAGUGAACUUGAAGGAUGUUCAGCCAACUGAUGGACCUCUCAAGGACAUGGAGCUUGGCAACAAGGUCGCCAUUCUCAGUGGAGAUUUCCUUCUGGCAAAUGCUUGCACAGCUCUGGCCCAGCUGAGAAACACAAAAGUAGUUGAAAUUAUCUCCAGUGCCAUUGGGAACAUGAUGGAAGCGGAGUUCGUCCAUAUAGACGACUCCAACCUACCUUUACCUGCACCAUUCUCCAUAGACCAGUGGGAAGAACACUGUUACUUAUCACGAGGAGCACUGAUCGCCAAGAGUUGUAGGUCUGCCAUGGAGCUGGCAGGCCAUUCAGAGGAGAGGCAGGAAAAGGCCUCAGAGUUUGGAAAACAUAUGGCUUGCACACAAAAGCUACAUGAAGAACUACAACCAUACCUCAACCCUGACAGUGAGGUUGAACUAUCGCUAACGUCUGCCCCUACCAUCAUGUAUUUACAAAACAACAAAGAUAUAAAACCAAAUGAACUAUUGGAUGAAAAAAGACUCUACCGUGCCAUUUUUGGAUCAAGCUCAACGAUAAACAAAGUUCAAAACCUGUGUAAGGACCAUGGCGAAAAAGCUAUCGAUGCAUUACAAAUUUUCCAUCCAUCAGAUGCCAGGACUGCUUUAGAAAAGAUUAUUCAGGCUUUGAUGACCUUUCCAAUCAGAUAA